Molecule: messenger RNA, 3651 nt
Organism: Aspergillus ochraceoroseus IBT 24754
Lineage: Eukaryota; Fungi; Ascomycota; Eurotiomycetes; Eurotiales; Aspergillaceae
Exons: 1
Coding region: 1-3651 (1216 amino acids)
Cellular component (GO): cytoplasm
Molecular function (GO): ATPase inhibitor activity; protein-folding chaperone binding
Source: RefSeq, a predicted model, not a curated record
AUGCUGGGCCGACUAUUAAACACCGCAGCUUCAACCCUAAACCCGGCAGCAUAUUCUGUCAAGCAUACCCAACCACUCGAGUCCGUUACCGAGGAGGAGCAUACUUCCGGUCUUUUAUUCCCCGAUGCGAGUCUUCUUCGACGUUCCAAUAUCCAUACCUUCCCGCUCCAGUCUGCUUUCAAUUCCCCCAAUGCUUCCGCAGCUGGUGCCUAUGAUGAUCGGGGCGGCGUCGAGUUGGACCCUGUGAAGGAUUUUCGGGUGAUAAUCGCGCAAAACUCGCUCGGGGAUAGAGAACCUUGUGUGCUACUCGACACUCGAGCCGACCUAUCGGAACCGACCUCUCCCUCCCCUGGGCUCGGACUGGAACCCCAGUUUCUUGAGCACUCCGGCUCUCGACAUGUUCGUACCGGCUCAACCCUCUCCCGUGGACGCCGGGCUUAUCUGGCCCAUUCGUCUAUGGCAGAGCAAAGUCCGCUCACUAUCGCAGCUGAGACACGACGGACCUCGCCUGUAACUGCCGGUGCCUUUUCCCGGGCUCGCGGCCGAAGCUCGACAAUGGCUUUGGUAGGGGGACUCCAGGACCCCGGCCAGUCACGUCAUUCAGCAGAUAUGAACGAUGCCGGUUUAUUGAAUUGCAUAUUUGGUAGUAGCGCGUUUAGCUAUAGGGGCUCCUCCACAAAGAUGCAUAUUAUCUCUGCCGAUGAGGAAUCGGGUGUCACGGGAAACACAUCGCCCGCUGUGCGGAAUUCCUUCACACGAUCGUACACGACUGGAAGCUCCGCCGCAUUCGCUAGUGCACAGCGUGGGACCGAUCCCAAACCUCGGUCGAAAGUCACCAUUCUUUUAACAAGGAUGUUCAGCGUUAAUUUACCAGAACCGGGCGAAACUUCUCCGAACCGACAUGAGCAGCAGCUUCCAUCAUCUGCGUACCAAGAAUCUCUUCCCGAAUCAGGAUUUCCCUUUCCUGAUGUAAGCAAGCGCAAGAAGAUCAAGGAGAAGAAAACGCCAAUGUAUGCGGUAGCUAUCACGAUCCAGAUCCCUGUCUUGUCUCGUCAAGCUGGGCGACCGGUUUCCCGGUUCAGUGCUCAAGGGCAGGACUCUCCUAAGCCAGGGACAGCUUGCUCCUUGGACUCGGACUACCGUUGGCGUGGCGGCAUUUUUGAUGAUAGUCUUUUUCUUGCGUCUGCCCCUGCUAGCUUAGACGAGCGCAUUGACUUGUUGGUGGACCACUGGGACAUCAUCAACCGAACCCUCUCCCACCUUGAGAGACUGUCCCGGAACGAGAUCCUGUAUUUGUUAAGGAAAGUGGACUCGACGGGAAUCCACCCAAAACCCGCUAAGCCGCCAAAUAUGCAACGCACGAACCAAACGUUUCUCCACCUCCCUGCCAACAUCCUGGCGGUGAACUCCAAGCUGAAGGAUGAAGCUUUCAGAAGUGCACGUCGGAUCGGUACCGCCUUGCAAACCCCUUAUGUGGUAACGGGACAGAGUCGCUGGGGCGUUUGGCGUGAAGAGGGUCGCUCGAUAGCACGCAACCUUGGAGACAAGGAGCACAGCUUUUUCUUCCUCGUUCUGAUCACGGCAUUCCUUGGAAACCACACAGAAUGGCUGAACGCAUUGGGUCCAGACUGGUACCGACGACGGCACUAUCUCCAACAGAAAGCACAGCAAGACUCGGAGCCGAGCCUGUCAAACCGAACGGUGAUCGUGUCUCCUGACAAGAUGACUGCCCGCCGGCUCAUCUUCCUUCUGUCCGCGUUUCUUCCAGCUAAGCAGCGUUUUGACCCACUUCCGUCACCACUUCGACCAGACACCUCUGCCUCAGCGCGUGCAAUCUCUCAGAGCCCACCUAACGUUCCCGUUUUGCGACAGGAACCCCUUCGCAAGGCUAUAGAACGGCGAUCUCGUGCUCAGCGCUUGAAUCUCGCCGACCGAGAUCAGCACCGCCGAUCAAUCAGCGCUUCGUCCAACGAGACUGCCCAUCGAUCAACAGAUGACGUUGACCCCUUGGGCCAACUGGAUUUCACUAUCCACCGUCGUGGCUCAGACACUCGCUCCACCAGAACCCUGGGCAUUCCAAUGAAUGCGAGGGAUGCACGAAAUAAGAACAUUAGCGCUGCGACUACUUCAACCGCGACUCCCGGUGGCGCCAUUCCAGUCCCGCAUUUUGCCUCACAAAACCGACCCGAAAGGGAAGGUUCGGACUCAAAUACUGGAGAUGGCAUAGAUAGCUUGGCAUCGGAGAAUCUGUUAAAGAACCUGCAAAGGAGCGAAAGCUCGACCCUCAGCAUCAAUAGCAGUGUUCCUUCUGGCGGUGGCGGCCGCUGGGGUAACCUCUUCUUUACCGGCCUGUGGAGUUCUCGGCAGGAAUCCUCCACCGACGAUAGCAGUAAUAGCCCGGUACCGGAGCCUCGCCAACGCUCGGCGUCUGUGUAUGCUGUCCCACAGAAAAGAACCCCCCCGACUCUCACCCAGAUGGUUAAAGAGACUUCGGGAGGAGCGCCUUCGGAGAUUGCUACCAGCGCUACUAUCUCCAUCCCUCAGCCGUCAAACUCUCAACGAACCUUUGAAGCAGAUACUCAAGACGACCUGUCGUCCACAACUGACCAGGCCAAAGACUUGUCGCUCAAACUGUCUGUUCGAGGAGAAGAUGGAAUUGUAGAUGUGGACCUUCCUUUGCCCGGGUUCGUUUCUCUUUCUUCGUCUGGCGAGUCUACCACGGCGUCACCAAAGAAGACACGAACAUCGGUGACUAGUCUUGAUGCUUUGGCAUCAACCCACAGCAGCGGCUCGGGCCUUCAUUAUCAUUCCAAGGAUAAUGAUGGCCCCAACAUCAAUGUUGCUGGCUGGCUGAAGAACUUUCAUGAUGACUUUUUGCUUCAAGCAGUCCGUCCUUACUCGAACUUGGAGGCCGAUAUCAAGCGUGCGAUGCAAGCCGAACCUACUCCAAGUAGCGCUUUGUCUUUAGACCCAGAUGGGUUAGACAGGUGGGUUGAUGUUGCCACAACCCUGAUUGCAGAUGUUCGGACCUUCUCAGUCAAGCGGUUACGCCUGAGGCGCAGAGUUGUCGGGGCCAGUGCUCUGCGAACUCCAGUGUCACCAUCCAACCCAUCUGAUCCCGGGACUCCACGCCAUGUAUCGGGAGGUUCCAUGUCUACUUCGCAGUUCAGUGGUUACUUCUCAUACGCGAUGAGUUCUACAAAAGCAACCCCACCUAACUAUCGUUUGGACGGGGUUGACCUCGCCGAGGUGGAGGAACGCUUCGUAGAGGAGCCUGUUAUGGAUUUGGACGGUACCCUUGUCGAUGCUCUCGAGCGUGUUCUGGCGCAGAGUGGGCCUUCAUCGUUGGUGCACUCUCGGGCUCCCUCACCCUCGCGAGUUCGCAAGGACAAUGAUAAAAACACUUCUGAAAAUGAGGUCACUCGUGAAGAUAUCCCUUCCCUCGAAGUUCCCCGCUCCGAAUGCCGCAAGUUAGUGCUAGGCGCACUUGAAGAAGUUGUCCGCAGUGUUACCGCUGAACAUUGUCGUGAAGAUGUUGAAGGGGAGCUUGGUCUCACUGAUAGGGAGCGUAAACGUCUCCUGACUGGAGCUGAUAACACUUUGAGAGAAGGUGUUCGCAAAUGGCUUCUUGACAUCGAAGAGGCUUGGUAG